CCAGCUCAGCAUUUCCUUUGCCCCUUUGCAGCUGGUGCAGGAAAUUGAAUGCUGGUUCCUGCUUCAUCCUUCUUUGGUGGCAGGGGACUGCAGGAGCUAGAGCAGGUUAAAUUUGUGCUGGAUAAUCCAUUUGUCGGGCCGGUUUGUGUGAAUUAGGGUUUGGGGCGCAGAAUGGAGUCUGGCAGGGCGAGCGCUGGCGCAAUGGAGGCGGCACUGAACAGGCUCCAGAAGCUGGCCCUGCACUUGGGCUCUGAAGCCGGCUUCGAAAGCAGCCCGCUCUCUGCAGAGCCGACCGCUGCUCGUCUCUCAGAGAAGCACAGCCAGCUCAGGGUUGAGAAGCUGCAAGCAUUUCUGGCAGGGAGCUACAAGGUGGACAAGGAGCGCAUCUAUGCCUUCUUCCAGAAUCACCCUGAGCUGCAGACGCCUGUGGAGAUAUCGAAAGUAGAGCACAGGGAGCUUGCUUACAAGCAGAUGAAAGCCCUGGUGCAGGAAGGGGGCCUCAAGCCCCUGACUCUGCUCAUGACUGAUCCAGCCAAGUACUACAACGUUUUUGAGGCAAUUGGGACGGUGGAUUUGUCCCUGAGCAUCAAGAUGGGGGUGCAGUACAGCCUGUGGGGGGGAAGCGUGGUGAACCUUGGGACGCAGAAGCACAAGGACAAGUAUGCGGUGGCAAUUGAGACCUUGGAGGCCCCCGGGUGCUUUGCAAUGACGGAGCUCCAUCACGGGUCCAACGUCCAGGGCGUCCAAACGACCGCCACCUACGACAUUGCUCGCCAAGAGUUCGUCAUCAACACGCCCAACGAGGGCGCCACAAAAUGGUGGAUUGGCAACGCGGCCUGCCACGGGAAAUUCGCCACCGUCUUUGCCAGGCUGAAGCUCCCCUCCGCAAAGAGUCACAUUGACGAAGACAUGGGAGUGCACGCGUUCAUUGUGCCGAUCAGAAGCUUGGAGGAUCACAAAGUGCUGCCUGGGGUGGAGAUCAGGGACUGCGGCUACAAGGUCGGGCUGAACGGAGUGGACAAUGGCGCGCUGCGGUUCCGGAACGUGCGGAUACCGCGGGAGAAUCUUUUGAACAGAUUCGGUGAUGUUGCUCCUGACGGGACCUACUCGAGCCCCCUCCCUUCGGCCAGCAAGAGAUUCGCUGCCACCCUCGGUGAACUGGUGGGUGGACGUGUCGGCCUGGCCUACGGGUCUGUUGCUGUUUUGAAAGCCGCCUCCACAAUCGCCAUUCGCUAUUCGUCCGUUCGACAACAAUUUGGGCCACCUGGAGAGCCCGAGAUUGCAAUCCUGGACUACCAAUCGCAGCAGCUGAAGCUGAUGCCUAUGCUCGCGUCCUCGUACGCUUUCUACUUCGCCGCCGACUAUUUGGUGAAGCGUUACGCGGAGAUGAAGAUGACCCACGACGAGGCGAUCGUUGCGGACGUGCACGCGCUCUCGGCGGGGCUCAAGGCGCACAUCACAGCGUAUACAGCGAAGUCGCUCAGCGUCUGCCGGGAGGCGUGCGGCGGACACGGCUACGCGGCUGUGAACCGGUUCGGCGCUCUCCGUAAUGACCACGACAUCUUCCUGACGUUCGAGGGCGACAACACCGUGCUGCUGCAACAAGUCGCGGCGGACCUGCUCAAGCAGUACAAGGAGAAGUUCUCGGGGGGUGCGCUCGCGGUGACGUGGCUCUACCUCCGGCAGCAGAUGGCCACGUACACGUCGCAGACGAACCCGGUUGCGACCCAUCGGGGCAGCGCGGAGCAUUUGCGGGACCCAACCUUCCAGCUCAACGCGUUUAGGUAUCGGACGGCGACGCUGCUGCACACGGCGGCGCUGCGGCUGCGCAAGCACAGCGCGCGGCUAGGCAGCUUCCAGGCCUGGAACCGGUGCCUGAACCACCUGCUCACGCUCGCUGAGUCGCACAUCGAGUCCGUCAUCCUCGCCAAGUUCGUCGAGUCGUACAAACGGUGCCAAGAUCCCGAGGCGCGCUCCGCGCUCAAAACUCUUUGCGACCUGUACGCCCUUGAGCGGAUUUGGAAGAACAUUGGUUCCUUCAGGAACGAGGACUACGUGGCGCCGAGCAAAGCGAAGGCAAUUCAACGGCAAGUAGAACUAUUGUGCUACGAAGUGCGUGGCAUGUCGGGACAGUUGGUAGACGCCUUUGGCAUCCCCGACUCGAUGCUGCGGGCACCCAUUGGGCUGAAAACCGGCCAAUACGCGGAAUACAGCUCGAUGAUUGGAUGGUAGAAGGAUCAUUGUCGUUGUAAAAUAGUAAGCAGGCAAUAUCUUAUGAUUAUCCAAUACGUUCAUGAGAAGCUAAGCUCCUUCGCAACUGUUGAGGUUUGAGCGUGGCGGCCAACAUUUUUUUGGCACGAUUAUAUAACGGCUCGACUAGGUAUGGUGGACUUCAUGCAAAUUCCUACAUAAUUGAUUUAAGUGACGUUCAGCGUUGAGCUAUAGCUGGCAUCAAAUGUGGACCUUCCGACCAAGUUAAUUUAUCAAAUGGUACCGUACGGGGUCCUAUUUGAGGACUCCGGAUUGGUGUUUUUCCA
Klebsormidium nitens is the source of this 2537-nucleotide messenger RNA. NCBI's taxonomy places the organism in Eukaryota, Viridiplantae, Streptophyta, Klebsormidiophyceae, Klebsormidiales, Klebsormidiaceae. The record is from the annotation of a GenBank genome assembly.